UAUUGUUGAUGUGUUAAAAUAUAAAGCAUUUUCUGUCUUUACGAAACAUUAAAUUCUUUAAAAAAUUAGCUACCUUUGGUCGAGACAGAGCUUUUCAAUUUGGUGUGUUCUUUAUUGACGUUUGUCUAUCAGACAGUAAUUUUGGUGUAUUAUAUAUUUACUUAUGGUUUGUAAAAGGAUAGGAAUGAGUGGGAUAAAAGAACAGUUUGACAACUGAGCUCCCUAUACCCACUUUUAUUUUGGAAAGAUAGGAGAGUUUACAGAAAGUAAACUCUUUGCUUUUGUACUGAUUUGCAAUAGUAAACAAGAGCAUGUGUAAGAAAAAACAUUUUUUGAUGAAGAAAGGGCUUUUGAGAUGAGAGUUUAAUUUUGCAGUGUUAAAUUAUUAAAAGGCAUCACCAACCAUGGUACAUUUUGUCACUUUGUCUUUUUAUGAACACUGGAAGAAUGCAAACAUAUACCCAUAAUUUUAAGCCCACGUGUGAUAGAAUUUUUUUACAACUUUAGAUCCCCUCACCCCAUUAGCAUACUUGGCUCAGUCAAGGGAAAAUUAAACUUCAGUGAAGGUAAAUAUUAAAUAUGAUUUUCAUCUUGACAGCUAACAGAACAUUACCUGUGUUCACUCACCCUGAAUUUUCUUCCUUAUGUUUAUUUGAUACAUUCUUCUCCUUAAUUAUAGACCAUUCUAUAGUUUGUGCUGGAGCUAACACAGAGUAUGUUCAGGCACUGGGCUUAGUGUGUAAUGUGCAUUUGCAUUAAUCCUUGAAGCUACCCUAUGUAAAGAUAAUCUUAUACAUGUUGCACAGAUAUAGACAAUAACCUCCAGUAUCCUGUAACUUACGUGGGUAGUUAAGGAGAUCAUAUAGCUGGUAAAUUGCAGAACUAGAACUCAAACUAAUUCUAGAACAUAUGCUCUAUCAUAUUCUGCAUAAGUUUAUGUGCUGACUAAUACAAAUUUUAUGAAAAUGGGAAUUUUUAUUACAAAGAAACCUUUCAGUUCUGUUGGUAAUCUUGAAAGCUUUCAGUGUCCUUGACUCAAUAUAAUCUUAAGGUUCUUUUUUUUUUUUUCCUUUUCAAAUGUGUUCGUUUUCUACCCAGAGGUAAUAUUUGGGCAAAAUUUCAGAAUUUUGUUGAUCUGUAAAAGAUUCCUAAUAACUCAUAGUGACCUAUCUGGAAUUCAGAUGUUUUCAGUAACUUUUCCUCCUAUUUCAGCAUGCCAAAAUACUGCAAAGAUCAGAUAUUUUCUACUCGGGAGGCCAAGGACCGUGUCUUCAGGUUUUCUUCACUUCAUCGUGAAUUGUAGCACAUCAGACUACACAAGGUGUCUUAGUUGAAGUUUCAUCAGUUGUAAAAUUAGAGAUUUGUAGACUACUGAAAAGAAGGCAUUUUCAGAGCCAGAGAUGUGAACUUAAAAACUCCUGGGCCAGGGUUCACAGACCAUAUUGAGAAAAUGACUGUGGUGUUGGAAGAUCAUUACUUUUGGAAAGCCGAUUAGCAUCAAUUCCUAAGAGAAAUUUGACCAUCAUUUGUUCUGGCAUGGCGCAAAGCAGUCCACAGCUUGAUAUUCAGGUUCUCCAUGAUCUUCGGCAACGUUUUCCUGAAAUUCCAGAGGGUGUGGUUUCUCAGUGCAUGUUACAGAAUAACAACAAUCUUGAAGCCUGUUGCCGAGCCCUUUCCCAGGAGAGUAGCAAAUACUUAUAUAUGGAAUACCAUAGUCCAGAUGACAAUAGAAUGAAUAGAAAUCGCCUUUUGCAUAUUAACCUGGGUAUACAUUCUCCUGGUAGCUACCACCCAGGAGAUGGAGCUCAACUUAAUGGUGGUCGAACACUGGUACAUAGCUCAAGUGAUGGACACAUUGAUCCACAGCAUACAGCAGGUAAACAGUUGAUUUGCUUAGUUCAGGAACCACACUCAGCUCCAGCUGUUGUGGCUGCUACUCCCAACUACAAUCCAUUUUUUAUGAAUGAACAGAACAGAAGUGCAGCUACUCCUCCUUCACAGCCACCUCAACAGCCAUCUUCCCUGCAAACAGGAAUGAAUCCAUCUGCUAUGCAAGGGCCUUCACCGCCGCCGCCACCACCUCCUUCAUACAUGCACAUACCUCGGUAUAGUACAAAUCCAAUUACUGUUACAGUGUCCCAAAACCUCCCUUCUGGACAGACUGUACCAAGAGCUUUACAGAUUCUUCCACAAAUUCCAAGCAAUCUCUAUGGGUCUCCUGGUUCUAUUUAUAUUAGACAGACAUCUCAGAGUUCAUCAGGAAGACAAACUCCUCAGAGUACGCCAUGGCAGUCCUCACCACAAGGCCCAGUGCCUCAUUAUAGCCAACGUCCUUUACCUGUUUAUCCACACCAACAGAACUAUCAACCUUCACAGUAUUCUCCCAAACAGCAGCAGAUUCCCCAGUCUGCUUACCAUUCACCUCCUCCUUCUCAGUGUCCUUCACCCUUCAGCUCUCCACAGCAUCAAGUACAACCUUCCCAGUUGGGCCACCCAAGCUCCCAUGUGUUUAUGCCACCUAGUCCUUCAACUACUCCACCCCAUCUAUAUCAACAAGGACCUCCUAGCUAUCAGAAACAGGGAAGCCACUCAGUAGCCUAUCUCCCAUACACAGCAUCUAGCUUACCCAAAGGUUCCAUGAAGAAGAUAGAAAUUACAGUUGAACCUCCUCAAAGACCUGGGACAACAAUUACUAGGAGUCCUUCACCCAUCAGUAAUCAACCCUCUCCUCGGAAUCAGCAUUCACUGUACACAGCCACCACGCCACCUUCAAGUUCUCCUUCAAGAGGGAUGUCUAGUCAACCAAAACCUCCAUUUAAUGUUAAUCCUGUGUAUAUUACAUAUACACAACCAACUGGACCUUCAUGUGCUCCAUCGCCAUCUCCUCGGGUGAUACCAAACCCAACUACAGUUUUUAAAAUUACUGUAGGCCGAGCAACAACUGAAAAUCUUUUAAAUUUAGUGGACCAAGAAGAGCACUCUGCAGCACCAGAACCUAUUCAGCCCAUUUCAGUGAUACCAGGCUCUGGGGGAGAAAAGGGAAGCCAUAAAUAUCAGAGGAGCUCUAGUUCUGGAUCAGAUGACUAUGCCUAUACACAAGCCUUGCUGUUACAUCAGCGAGCAAGGAUGGAGAGGUUAGCAAAGCAAUUGAAAGUUGAGAAAGAGGAGCUAGAGCGGUUGAAGGCUGAAGUUAAUGGUAUGGAGCACGACCUGAUGCAGAGACGCCUCAGAAGAGUCAGCUGCACCACUGCGAUCCCCACGCCUGAGGAAAUGACAAGAUUGAGAAGCAUGAACAGACAACUCCAGAUAAAUGUUGACUGUACACUGAAAGAAGUUGACCUCCUUCAAUCUAGAGGAAACUUUGAUCCAAAAGCCAUGAAUAAUUUUUAUGACAACAUAGAACCUGGUCCAGUUGUACCACCAAAACCAUCCAAGAAAGACUCCUCAGACCCCUGCACAAUUGAGAGAAAAGCUCGAAGAAUUAGUGUGACCUCCAAAGUACAGGCGGAUGUUCAUGACACCCAGGCAGCAGCUGCAGAUGAGAAUCUAACUGGCUCCACACACAGUCCUCGGAUACAACCCCGAGAUGAAGACUACGAAGGGGCUCCGUGGAAUUGUGACAGCUGCACCUUUCUUAACCACCCAGCACUAAAUCGCUGUGAGCAGUGUGAGAUGCCACGGUACACUUGAAUUCAGAAGAGUUGGCACCAGGUUAAGAGUGAAACUUUUUGAGCACCAUGAGAAAAGGAAACCUCAGGAGUCUAUUCAUCUGCCCAGCCUUUUCAUUUUCAAUUGCACAGGGGGGGGGUAGGAGGAGGAAUGGCACUGUGGUCACUGUGCUCACAAAAGGAAUAUGGUGAGGUCUUUCUUUUUUCCUUUCUUAACUCAUUGCAGAGUUAGAGGUAGAAAGGAAUACUUGAAACUGGGGAAGGAUUCACUCCUGAAAGAAUGUACACAGAGCUAAGUCAAGAGCUCUUCUGUGGAAUCCCAAUUGUUAAAGUUACUGCUGAGUGGCCCUUAUGUUUUUUUUGAAGUCAAACCUUGAAUGAUAUUAUGAAAAGUUAACAGUUUAUGCAGACAAACUGUGAAUUCCAGAGUAGGCUUACCUGGCCACAGCUCUCUGGAAAACCAAGGCUCCCUGUGCUUCUUCCCAUGCUUCCUAUGAAGAGAAGGACAGGAAAAAGCACCCAGAAUAUGAUUUUUUUUUUGCAAAAUAAUAGAGAUAUUUUUAAUUGCUGCUUUUUUUCAGGGGUAAUUUCAAACACAAACAAUAUGUUUUAAAAUGUGAUUUGUAGCAGUCAGGAAUUAGGCAUAUUAUGCCCAUCAUUGGAAAGUACAAUCAGAGGUGGUAAGAUCCCUUUGGCUUGUACAAGGUUUCAUCAAGCUAUAUCAACACUGGUAACUAAGACCUGAUUAUGCCAUAUAAGAGAUAUAUUUUUAAGUUACUGUAUGCUUUUAUUAGGCCGUUUUAAAAAAUAACAAAUCCUUACAAAGUAUGAUUUUAUAAAUGACAUUCUUGUAAAACUGCGCUUUGCCAAUAGCACAGUGAAUGUAUGCCAAAUGCAAGUCCAUUCCAAAAUCUAUUUGGAAAUCUUGAGCUCAGCUGUGGUUCUUAAGAAAUGUUUGCAGUUCAUAGGGCUUUUUUUUUUGCCUCCUUCCAAUUUUGUGAUGAAUUCAUGAUGUUUACAGCACAGAUAAUACUUUGUGCCAUAAUCCUAAUUUAGCUGAAGAAAAAAAAUCAAUAUUAGCUGUUCAAUAAAGAUUUAUUUACACAUAUGUAAUAAACCAAUGUGAGGGAAAUUACAGUUGGCCAAUAUCAAAGUUGCACACUGCAUUGUUUGGGGAGCAAGAAAAAAAUGGUUAGGAAAUAUUGGAUGGGGGUGUAGCUCAGUGGUAGAGCAUAUGCUUAACAUGCACAAGGCCCUAAGUUUGACCCCCCCAGUACCACAAAAAGAAAAAAGAUGAAUACAAGAGUUUAAAAUGAACAACUUUUUAAAUAAAAGUGUUUUCAGAGGUCAUAUUGAAUUUGUCCAGGCAUCACAGCAACCUAUGAAACAGAACUUCAAGGUUUGGAUAACUGAAGAGAUAAAAUCAUGUGACUCAUUAGGGUGCAUCACUGGAAAUUUAAUAGCACAUCUAAAUAAGGUCUCUGCCACUGUUCAGUUUCCUUCUUGGCUCAGAAUUAAUUUUAAAAUCCAAACCCCUCAUUUGGGUGAGUAUAAACAGCAAUAAAGUUGGUAUAUUUUCCCAUUCUGAAGCAUUUUGGCUAAGGUUAUAACCUUAGGAAUACCAGCAGGUACCCCCCUACACACACACACACACACACACCCUUUGUGUUCUCAUUGUAUUCUAAUUUAGCAGUAAUCUCUGGCAGGCCUGGAAAAACAAGCUGCACUUAAUAGCAUAAUGAAACCAAAGGCAUAACUCAUCAUAGUUUUCCAUCAAAUCAUAAUUUCAUACUCUGCCUAUAGCUUUGAAAACAUUUUUUCAUAUGUGGAAAACUCCCCAAAAUAUGUCCACUCGUCUCCCAAAGUUAAAUGUGGUUAUGUAAUUACACUGAUAAAACAUUUCUCAUAUAACAAUUGUGGCAAAACUGUGAAAAAGAUGGUGAGAAAGCAGACAGGCUUUAAAGCAUGGACUUGAAAACAGUUUUUUUUUUUUUUUUAAACAGACUUUUGUAACACUGGUAUCUGUCAGUCUCCAACAACAGUCCAGCAGUCCUACUAUCCUGUAAGAUUCCUUUGCCUCUGUGUGGUUUUGUAUCAUGUUGGUGGUGGUCAACCCCACUUGGUGUUAAUAAACAAUUUAGGGGGACAAACCUAUAUAUACUGCUUGGUGUUCUAGCUAAAAGGUUUACCAGUAUUCAUAAUGAUACGCUGAAGUGGCAGCAAUUAACUUGGCAGUUGUCAGUUGAAAUGAAAGUAGCAUGUUUGAAAAUAGUCAGAUGCUUUAUUAAAACCAUGUAGAUGACUUUUAAAACUAUUGCAUGAAAAUACAUCCAGGUUAAUAAGCUGUUAUCAUACAGUAGAUGCAUGGUUUCAGUCCUUUGAUGACAUAUCUAGUCAAUCAUUGCUUUCCUGCCAGGAAAAAUGAGAAAACAGUCCAUUUGCUAGGUGUGGAAGGUGGGGUAUGAGAUAUCAGAGAUUGAUUUUAAGGAAGUUUUGUACAUGCCAAUUUGUGAUUGUGCACAAGUUUCAUCUGCCAACUUAGGCCGUAUUCAGUUUUUUAAAAUAUGCAUAUUGUUUGACACUGAUAAAUUUGCUAUGUUUAACUGUAUCCCAUAGACUUCUUCUUGCCUAUGACCAGAUUGAGUAAGAAUCCACCCAGCUUUCAAGGUAUCUUUUCCAAAGGAUCUCCUAGUCAGAUUGGUAUGCAUAAACAAUUGGUAGGAAUUAAGUUGGGUGAUGCCUAGCCACUGAGGCACCUACGCCCUUUGGUUGAGUUGGUGCACUCCUUGUUUCUUGUAAGAGAUUUGCUUUCUUAAAAUACAACUGGUUUGAUAUAUCUGGUAACAUAUAGACCUGACUAUACAUUUUACAUUAUUUCACCGUUUCGUAACUGGGUUUUUAGAAAGCACGUUUGCCAUUCUGCUACAGUACAUUGCCCCUUAAAUUUUGGAGUUCUUAAAAGUUUAAAGUGGUAAUAGAGGAGCCAGAAACUUUCUAAGCAUUGUAAAAUGUUGAUAUUGAGCUAGUUUGGGAGAGAGUAGAGGCAGGAGAUUUUAAAGAAACAAAAGAAAUGCAUUGUAAAAAUGUAGUUUUAGAGCAGAUUAAUGAUGGUGGGGAAAGUGUUGCUAAUUUGUUUAUUUCCCUGGAAGAAAUGGGAAGUGUGAUAAGCAGUUUAAUUUUUAAGGAGCUGGUCUCAAUUUUAGUACUUUUUAAUUAUAAAUCGAUGUUUCCUUAAAUUUUGUCAUUGCUUUGUCACAAUUAUCUAGGGUUCAUAUCCAACUUUCUGUGGCAACUCAAUUUUAUAUAGUCUUUUAAAAGGUAAUUGUAAUGUCUUGCUGACAGUAUAAACAAAAAGCAAGAAUAUAAGACAUAGAAGAAUUGUUCUUUAAAAAUUAUCAAUGAUGUAUCCUGGAAUGUGAAGAUGUCCCUUUAUAGUUAAAAAUUAUUUUAAUAUUGUACCAUUGUUAGACCUUGAAUGAGUCUAUGUUACAGUGUGUGUAUGUAUAUCUGUAGAGAAAGGAAAAUGACAAGUGAAAUGCUACUUUAAAAAAAUCAAAGUUGGGCACUGUCUGUGUUGCACCACUACUGUAUCUUUUUGAAAGAAUUAACAGUAUUUUCCUAUUGUGAAAGUUAAUUCUGAUGACGUUUUCACAUUCACCAGAAAUUUUUUUUCUGUAUUAUUUGCAUCCCCAAAUAUUUAAUACAAGUAGAUUUUGCAUGGCUUGGGCAUUCAGAGAUUUAUAGAAUGAUGAGUCAAUUUUAAUUUCUAAAGCCAUGAAAAGUUGCUUUGAGACUGAGCAAUUCUGAAUUCUUAUUUAUGAGAACACGCAAUGUCCAUGUUUCUUUCCCUACUGUAAAGGAAUUGAUCAGUUUCUUCAUUAAAGCAGCAAGAACUUAUUAAAUCUUGUAAAUACCAUGUCUCUUAGAUUUCUGUGUAUGCUGUGAAUGAAAUUAUUUUGAGAUGAAAUUGUACAAAGGCAUUUUAAAAGGCUAUGCAUGCAUCGUACUUCCAAACAGUACAUAUUCAGAAAGUCAAAAGUUUCCUGAAAAAUAAAUUAAUAAACUAAAAGCAAACACUA
Messenger RNA from Marmota monax (woodchuck), 7747 nucleotides. RefSeq names its product TGF-beta activated kinase 1 (MAP3K7) binding protein 3 (gene Tab3). The coding region runs from base 1537 to 3690 and encodes 717 amino acids. Gene Ontology annotation, molecular function: ubiquitin binding. Gene Ontology annotation, cellular component: extracellular exosome. The record is from RefSeq and is a predicted model, not a curated record. The transcript is spliced from 10 exons. Lineage: Eukaryota; Metazoa; Chordata; Mammalia; Rodentia; Sciuridae.